AAAACUAAGACCCCGAUCCCCCCAUCACGUGCGUCCGGUCUGUACGUAACGGAGCGCAUUGGCGUCGAUCCGUUCAUCAUCAUCCGUGGACAAGUAUUGCUUUGAACUUUUUGGAAAGAACACAAACCGGCUGGUGCUUGUGGACUUCUUGUUGGAUGCCCGUUUGUUUUGGAACCGUGUUUCAGUUUGAGUUGAAGGACCAGAGAUCGUUGGAUUUGUUGGAAUAACUCCGGUAAAAUGAGGACGCAGCUGAUCGGGUUGGUGCUGUGGGCCGUGACCUGUGUCCACUCUGCUGCAGGCUGUGAAGGAGAGGACUGUAGCGGAGGCCAGACCACUUCUUCGCCGCCAUCCUCCUCCUCUCCUCUCUCUUCUUCUGUGGUGGGGAAAUCCCAGCAGCCCUCCCACGACUUCCUGGGCAAGUUGACCCAGGUGAGCUCGCCAAACAGCGGGGACCGUAAACACCGCGACGCCAGCGCCGUGCUGCCCUUCAUCGGCCUCACAGGCAGUGCUGAGCAGAGUCGUAGCUGCUGCAAGAACGGAGGCACUUGUAUCCUGGGCAGCUUCUGCGCCUGCCCUCCGUUCUUCACGGGGAGAAGCUGCGAGUACGACCAGCGCAUCCGGAGCUGUGGUCCCAUUCCCCACGGAGAAUGGGCUCAGAAAGGAUGCUCCUACUGCCGCUGCGGCUACGGCGCCCUGCACUGCUUCCCCGACGUCUUCCAUAAGGACUGCGAUGAUUCAGACGAGGUCCUCUGGUAUCGUUCCUCAGCCAUGAGGACAGUUCGGCCCGGCUACUUCCUGUUCCUGGUGCUGCUUUCCCCCCUGCUGUGUCUUCGAUGAUGUUUUAAAAAAAAACAACAACAACAUGGAUUCUGGACACCAACAGAAUUAUGCAAUAUAUCUCGAGCUGUUUUAUCGGGCUGGACUCCGAAUCAUCCUACUUUUAAGUGUAAAAAUGAAAACCUGGUUUUUAAACUCUGUAGUCAGGCUGUUGUGGUUUUAGGGGACCCUCUAUGACGUUGUGCUUUAAGGGGACGCACACAAGGUCCUCUGCACUGAACUGAGGUGUUCAGACUACAACACAUCUGGAAGAUGGGCCUGUGAAAUAUUUGGGGAUCUUUUUUUAAGGACUGAAGGUUGAAUGGACUUGAACCAUAUCACUGGAACAACUUUAACAUUUUCUAAAAAAAAUUUGGACAGGGGAAGUUAACCUUGAUGCUCUACAAUGUGUAAAUAUUGUUUAUCAGAGACGUUGUCAGUGUGCCUACAGUAUCUCGAUGAAUGAAUUGUAUAUGAAGGAAGCUGUACAUAAGAGUUUUAUGAAAAAUAUGAGGGUUUUUUGUGAUUCAAGGCUCUGUAGCUUGAGGAGAUCUUUUUUAUCUUUGUAAAAUAAGAAAUUGUUCUGGUUUUGAACUUUCUGUCUGUUUGCACAAACUUUGAGCUGUAACGUGUGUUUUUAUGAAAUAAUUCAAUCCAAUGUCAUUAAAACAAUGGAAAGCAGUAUGGAUAGCAGUAACAUGAGUGAACUUGUUUUAUAUUUAAAAGUAAAUUCAUUAGGUUCAAAGUCAUUUUUAACUAUGAGAAAGACUGACUUGUAAUUUUCAGUUAUCUGUGGGUAUUUUCUUUGGGGGCUGUGUCUCUUAUCAGUAGAGUUUAUUGAUGAGGUUUGUAUUGAUUAUCAGUGGUUUUCUUAUCUUAAGCAAACACAUCAGCCUGUUGUUCUGCAGCCUGUCUCUGCCAGCUGCUUCAGCUCUAAAAUAAACCAGUGGAAUGAAAGCCCUUUAUUGAAAUUAAUUUGCAUAAAGGGUGGUUCUUGCCCUCUUUUGUAUUGCAUCUUGUUCUCUGGUAUUACAAGUUUCUCCUGUAUUUAAACACUGCCUUUUGAGUUUGGAAACACGGUGG
Messenger RNA from Pungitius pungitius (ninespine stickleback), 1899 nucleotides. It is a transcript of the gene tdgf1, whose product is annotated as teratocarcinoma-derived growth factor 1. Gene Ontology annotation, molecular function: nodal binding; activin receptor binding. Bases 238 to 837 code for a protein of 199 amino acids. The record is from RefSeq and is a predicted model, not a curated record. Lineage: Eukaryota; Metazoa; Chordata; Actinopteri; Perciformes; Gasterosteidae. Gene Ontology annotation, biological process: determination of left/right symmetry; anterior/posterior pattern specification; nodal signaling pathway. Gene Ontology annotation, cellular component: cell surface; extracellular region. The transcript is spliced from 6 exons.